AUAAUAAAAACAAUUAGGAAAAAGGAGUAGCGGUCAGCGACUCGGACGCAGACUCGGGAAGAAAUCGGAGAACACGCGAAGACCGAAGAAAUUUGUGACCAAGUAGAAGAAGCAGAAGGAGGAAGAGGAGGAAGAAGCUGAGGGUUUGUAAUUGCAUUCGACUGUAAUGGAAGGUAAAUCCCCAGACCUGGAAUCGGUCGGGUCUGGUACAAAGAGGUCCAGUGUUUCUUCGGGAAGUCAUUCUCGUAACCGUCGGGAUUUCCUUAACAGGUUUACUGAUAGCGAAUAUCUUAUAGAAAGACUUGAAGAUUGGUUUGAGGAAAUAUUGAAAAACUCAGGAGAUAACAGACCAAUCUUUGAGGUUCCUUUUGAGUUGGUGGAACUCCAAAAGUUUGACUAUGCGUUGGAAGGGGUUUCUUUUCAGCAGGUCGUUCGAAUGCCCAAUGCUGUUUAUGCUUCGACAUCUAAUGCUGUGGAGGGAACCGCAUUUCUAGCCAUAGAGGAUUUUCUACAUGCAACAGUCAAGGGCUUAUGGGAGGCAUUUUGGAGUCAGGACGAGCCAGUUCCUUUCUCUGUUGCCUGUCUAUACAAUCAAAACUUGAAAUUUUAUCCGGCUGAGAAAGCUUUAGCUACUGGGAAACUUGAAGGUCUUUCUGCAACGGGUAUUUUGCUAAAAAACCCUAGACAUCCACAUGGAAAAUGGGAUCAUGUUCUUGAACUUGCUCUUCUAAGGCCAGAUAUAGGAGGCUUUGCUCUGGAAAGUGAGUGCCCGCCUUCUCUGCCUGUCUUAGGCGAGGCUCUUUUCUAUGCUCUCCGCUUACUCCUCUCAAGAAGCGUGAGCCGUUUAGAUUUUUCUCAGAGCUCAAACUGUGUCUUCAUUCUUCUUGUUGAUUCACAAUAUGGUGGCGUUGUAAAAGUUGAAGGGGAUGUAACUAAGUUGGAUUUUGACAUGAAUAAUAUCUAUGAGUGUGCUGCAGAGUGGAUGAAGAAGCAUUCGAAGAUAGCAGUGUCACCAAUUGACAGAAUAUGGAACAAACUUGGAAAUGCUAACUGGGGAGACAUUGGUGCUUUACAAGUAGUUUUUGCCACUUACCACAGUAUAGUGCAGUACUUUGGGCCUCCGAGGAACUCAAUUGAAGACUUAGCUGCUGAUCAUAGCUCUCGCCUUCAAACAAGAAGACAAGAGAGACAGUUGGGGGAUGCUAGACUCGGUGGAAAUGGUCUGUUUAGGUUCGAGCAUAGUUCUUUGUCUCCUGAAAUUGUUGAAGUUCAAGAAGAAUCAAUCAAAAUCGAGUCAGAACAAUCGAUGAAACUGGAAGUCGGAUCUGUUCUGUGGUUGGAAGAUUCAAACGGGCAAAAGGGCUAUCAGAUUAAUGAAGUAUUGAGUGAUGGUGCGCUUCCAUAUCAUAUUGCUUCACCAGUGGACGACCCAGGAAAGCAUGUUUUUCUGUAUGUUGGCUCUCCUCCGACACAGCUUGAGCCAGCUUGGGAAGACAUGAAUUUGUGGUAUCAGGUCCAAAGACAGACUAAAAUAUUAAAUAUUAUGAAACAGAGAGGACGUCCUAGUAAAUACUUGCCACAGCUCCAUGGGUCUGGUCGGAUCAUUCACCCGGGCCAAUGUAAAAAACCAAGUUCAGGUGGACGGUGUGAUCAUCCUUGGUGCGGGACUCCUAUUCUUGUGACCAGUCCAGUUGGUGAGACGGUUGCUGAGUUGGUAAACAAAGGAAGAUUCGGUCCUGAAGAGGCUAUUAGAUGCUGCCACGAUUGCUUGUCUGCACUUUCCACUGCCUCCUCGGCUGGAAUUCGUCACGGAGACAUACGCCCAGAAAACGUGAUUUUCGUCACUUCUGGUGUAAGACAUCCAUACUUUGUACUUAUCGGUUGGGGUCAUGCAGUUCUUGAAGAUAGAGAUCGACCCGCAAUGAAUCUUCACUUCUCCUCGACUUAUGCACUCCAGGAAGGGAAACUUUGUGCAGCAUCGGAUGCAGAAAGCUUGAUCUACAUGCUCUAUUUCUGCUGUGCCGGAGAUUUUCCCGAUAUGGAUUCAGUCGAAGGGUCUCUUCAAUGGAGAGAGAACUCUUGGUCAAGGAGAUUAAUUCAGCAGAAGCUCGGCGAUGUCUCAACCGUUCUGAAGGCCUUUGCUGACUAUGUUGACAGUCUCUGUGGGACACCAUACCCAAUGGAUUAUGAGAUUUGGUUGAGAAGAUUGAAGAAGAAUCUUGCGGAAGAUCAUGGGAAAGAUAUUGAAACUUCCGGCUAAGCACUUGAUCAUUAUGCACAGAGAUUUCAGACUUCAUCUCCACCUCAGCUCAUGGACCCUUCAUACAUUGAUUCAGUUGGAAGCCGCCAUAAAUUAAAAAAAAGGCUCCCUAAUUGAGUUACAGGUCAAUCUUGGAUAACAUCAGAUUCCUUUCCGACAUUCUUUUAGCUGUUCUGUUUGAAGGUCUGAGACGGAUAGCUCUCUGCAAUUGAGGCCAUGUCCUUUCAACUUAUUCAGACUUACCACGGAAUCAAGAAACCCGCAAUGAUGUGAAGAUCAUUCCUUUUGUAUCCCCAUUUAAUGGACCUUUUGUUCUGUACAUGAUCUUGAAAUUUUUUAGAUUCUGCUGUUUCCUUUUGUUCUUCUUCGGGUGAUUGUAUCUGUUGUACUGUGUUUUUCCUGUAAAUGUAAGAGAGCUCUCCCAUUUUGAAUCUGUAA
Messenger RNA from Tarenaya hassleriana, 2698 nucleotides. RefSeq lists its product as uncharacterized. Lineage: Eukaryota; Viridiplantae; Streptophyta; Magnoliopsida; Brassicales; Cleomaceae. The transcript has 2 exons. Bases 167 to 2260 code for a protein of 697 amino acids. The record is from RefSeq and is a predicted model, not a curated record.